Messenger RNA from Dermacentor andersoni, 4561 nucleotides. RefSeq lists its product as uncharacterized. Gene Ontology annotation, molecular function: RNA binding; zinc ion binding. The record is from RefSeq and is a predicted model, not a curated record. NCBI's taxonomy places the organism in Eukaryota, Metazoa, Arthropoda, Arachnida, Ixodida, Ixodidae. Gene Ontology annotation, cellular component: nucleus. Gene Ontology annotation, biological process: regulation of mRNA splicing, via spliceosome; regulation of cell cycle.
CCGCAAGCACUGCGCCAUGUUGUUUAUGCGGUGUACGUCUGUGACGCAUUCUAUCAAGUUUCGUGCAUAGAAGACCAACAAAACGGGCGUUUUCGUCGUUCAUACCGUGGUUCAGGAGCUCAUACAACUCACUCAGCGGUAAGUCAAGGUAAAGAACUGUAGACUCUGAGGAAUUACGAAAGUUACGAGUUUGUGAAACAGUACCAUGCCUCCGCGCAAAAAUAUUGCGCGCCGGGGUCGUAAGUCGGCGACUCAGGGCAGAUGUGCGGGAACGCCUGCAGCGUGCGCAUCCGGCACGACAGAGCAGCUGGAAAGCAGCAAGCUAACAGCUGCGGUCGUAGUCGUAGAGAAGCUAUCUGAUUCUGUCGUCGCCCAAAAGACGCCGGCGUUGCCACGCAAGGCGCCCGCCGAGGCUUGCGCCGCCAUUGAGCCCAGCGCCAAGAAGAGCAAGGUGUCGGCCGCCCUGGCUGCAGAGCCUCAGCCCGGGCCUGAACUGGCGGAUUUGGAAGACGGGGCAACCUACGACGAGGUAUCGGAAGACGGGGCAAGCUACGAGUACGUAUCGGAAGACGAAGAGGCCGAAGUCGAGGAGGAAGACGCCACGUGCGAAGCGCUGGUACUUGACGCCGACGACGACGAGGGCGGCUCGCCGCGGCCUAGCGACGAUCAGAAGGCGGACGACGAGGACCACAAGAGCAGUGCGGAGAAGGACUCCAUGCCUGCCGAUGCUCAGAAGAACGCUGAAGAGGACAUCGAGGAGAACGCGGACGGUGCCGCCGAUGCGGAGGAAAUGUGCGACGAGGCUGCACCGGACGACGAGUGCGGUGUCCAUGACGGGAGCGCGGAGAACGUGAACGGCGAGGAGUACCCGGAGGUGGACGAGGAGAUUGUUGAAGAAGAGGCUGGCGAGUCUCAGGACGGCGAAAAGGAAGUCACCGAAGUCAUCGAGGAGGAAGGAGAGGAAGAGAACGCCGCAUGCGGUGGCGGAGAUGUUGUGGAAGAAGGAGAGGGCGCUGAAAAUUGGCAAGAAGCAGCCGAAGGCGCGGACGAGGAAGUCGAGGAAGGCGCGGAAUAUUACGAGGAGGGCGAAGGCAUAACCCAGGAUGGCGAGUGGGACGAAGAGGUGGAAUGCCUCGACGCUGACGAAGCCGAGGUCGUCGAUGACCUGUACGAUGCUGAAGGUGCAGAGGGCGAAGGCGGCGAAGCAUACGCUGGUGAGGAAGAGGGACAGAAAGGUGACGACGCAGUGUGUGCUGAAGAUGGACAAGGUGACGGGGAUCACGUGAUGGAUGCGCCCGCGGUGCACGAUGAGACAGCUCGUGACACUCCGACAGUGCUUCGUGACACUCCACGUGACGGAGCAACGAUGGAAGGUGCCGGUGAGAAUGAGGCUGAAGGCUCUUACGUGCGCAGUGAUAUCGAGGGCCAAGGAGGUGAGGGAACCAUGGACGCCAGGGAUGGAGAGGCAUUGGCAGAUGAGACAAUGCCAGCUGAUGACGGUGCCGAGGAGGAGGCAACCGUGGAGGUAACGCAGCUGGCGGAGCUGUGCCCCACUGUGGUCUUCGAGCAGCCCGAGGUCAUCACUGAAUCAUUUCGCAACAGCAUCCAGAGAUCAGUACGGCUAUUCAUUGAGCGGCUGCUGCGUGAUGCUAAAGAGUCGGGCCCAGUGGCACAGUAUGGAAUUGCCAGCCAGGGUGAGAAGGCGGCGUACGGCUGCAGCCUUUGCAGUGUCCAGAUUGAGCAGCCCGAGCAGUUCGACUGCCACGUUGAGAGUGCACGGCACAUCAAGCGCCUUCGUUGGAUGUACUUCAUGGGUCUCAAUAAGGCGCCGAGCAAGUUCUUCUGCCGCGUGUGCCACAUUUCGAUGCCCUGCCGGGACCACGUGAUCGGACACCUGCGCAGCGAAAGGCACGUGUGCCUCAGCAAGGCGCUCAAUGUGCACCCGGGCUACACCGAGUACCUGCUGUUCCAGCACUUUGACAGAGCCAAGGUGGAAAGCAUUCUCCAGUCGCUCCAGCUGCCUGCCGCCAGAAGUCAGCAGGCGGCCACCACCGAUGAGGGGAAGGGCCAGAGAGGAGCAGAUAAGCAGCUGGAUACGAGCGGGGUGAAUGCAGGCGGUGGACAGCAGAAGCAGGCCAGCCAGGUGUUCCCAUUCUGCUGCGACUUGUGCCACGUCUUUUUGCAUCGCGAGGACCAGCUCGAGGAGCACUUCAAGGGUAAGAAGCAUCGAACUAAGCUUGAAGAUUUGGUGAAGCAAGGAAAGCUGAAGCAAGCCACCGAUAGUGGGGUUGUGCAGGGGGAAGGAGCUGCCAAGGAUGCUGGCAAGCCUGCAGAUGCCAGCACUGGAACCUCAAGCCCUAGCAAGCAGGCCAGCCAGAAAGGAACAACAAGCAAAGCGACAGACAAGGAGCGAAAGGACGGCCACCACUCGAGAGAUCGGCAUCCGAGGGACCACUCCCACAGCAGUGCACGGAGGGGUCGGAGCAGCUCGAGGGACCGGAAGGCUCGUACCAGUUCCAGGGACGGCCCUUCCAGAAGAGGGGACCGUAGCCACAGUGCUGCUCAUGGCAGCUCCGGCCGUAGCCGCUCCAGAGACGGCACGUCAUUGAGGAAACGAUCCGGCCGAAGUACUUCGAAUGCCCCAAAGGAUGGCGUUAAAGGGAGCAGCAGGACUUCGAAGAGCGAUGCCAAGGGCUCGGGAAAGUCGGCUUCACUGGGGGAAGCUAAGGCUCACGACACCAAGAAGGAUGCGCCCGAAGGGGGCUCGGCUGAAGAUGGCACCAAAGUCGAAGGCGGCGAGGAACCCAUACUUGCCAGUGCAGGGGACGGCACCGGAGAAACCAAAGAAGAUGCCACUGUCCUCAGUGGCAAUGAUGCGGCCGCAUCAUCAGAAGCCAAAGGUGCUUCAACCGACGCCGAAGCCAAGGGUGAGCCAAAGACCGACUCCGAAGGCACCACCACGAAAGACCAAAAAGAAGCAAGAAGUGAGCACGCCAAGAAAGACCGCGAGGGCAACUCCAGCGACCGUUCGAGAACGAAACGUAGGCGGCCGUCACGCAGCCGCAGUCGUAGUCAUUCCAGAGGCCGGCCCAGAACUGGACUCGGGCCGAGGCCAGCUGCGAUCCCGAGAGAUCCAAAGCACAACGUGCGUCGAAUUUCCCCGCUGCGCAGGUACGUGCGGCGAGAUUCCCCACCAGUGCGGAGAAGGCCCGAAAUCCACAGCGAGUCGUCUCGGGGCUCCAGACGGUCGAGAUCACGUUCCAGGGACAGAGCGCUGAGGGGGUCACCGCCUGGGACCUACAACUGCCACACCUGCAACCUGGUGCUACACUCGAAUCAGGAGUACCAUGAGCACUUUACCUCGCGGACACAUCGCCUUGCUCUUAGCUCACAUGGGCCUGGCGUGCCCGGCCGCAAACGAUCACGCUCGCCAACGCCCCCCUUGCGCCACCGGUCGCCACGAAGAUCGCCCCGCCGGUCCCCGCGUCGUUCUCCACGGCGGUCACCUCGGCAGACUCCGCGCCGGUCCCCAUGCCAGUCACCGCACCAUUCGCCACUCCGGGUGCGGUCUCCCCUGCGGGAACACUGGGUGGGUGGACCACUGCGCAAGCGUUCUCCGGAUGUGUUUGGUGACCGUGGCCUGCCUAGAGACAUGUUUGCACAGAGCCAGAGUGCACCUGGAGCUUUUCCCAGUGGCCUCGCUGCUACUCAGCCACCACAGACUGGACUCCUGGAAGACUACACAGAACGUCGUGGUGGUGUCGGGAUGUCUGCGAAUGCAAACACUGUCGCGGCCACGCUGGAGACCAUGAUCCAGCUCCAGCAGAGGCUGCUCUCCAUGACGGCUGCCCAGCAACAGCAGGCAGUGUCUACCAGCUUGGUGGGAGCCGCCAGUGCUACUGGCGGGGCAGGGAUUACGGGGUCAGCGGGCUCUUACCGAGCCGACGAGUUUUCGCCCUCGUCCGGCCUGGACCUGCAGAAGAGCCUGCAGCAGCUGAGGCAAAGCCAGCGCUACAAUGUGGGGUCCACAGCACCUUACAGUGGCACCACCUCUGCGGGAUCCCAACCGCAGCACGUGCAUCAAGUGGCACAGCCUUACGGAACUGGUUCCACAGGGGCGCCUCUGCGGGACGUCGGUUCCAGCUACCAGAGUAGCACCAUGGAUGCAUACUCCAGCAAGAAGGGGCCUCCAUACGGAGCCACGGCUGGUACUUACUCGCAAAUGGGAGCCCCGGCAAGCAGCACGUAUGGCACAAGCGCAAGCGCAUAUGCCAGCAACUCUAGCGCAAUGAGCACUAGCAGCUUCACGGGGAGUAGCAUCUCCAGCGCCCUCACGCGGACCAACGACUACCGCAAGAGCAGUCUCGGUCCCACGGCACCCAUUCCAACCAGCUUUGGACGACUGCCACUGGGUCACCUAGGGCGCGGUGGCCCUGGCAUCAAACGCUACUGAUCUAAGUCAGCGCAGGAAAAGCAGGAUCCUUUUCCCCCACCAUUUGGUUGCUUCUAAUUUGUGUACAUAUCCUUCACUCAAUAAAGAAAAUGGUCAUCUGUUGCAUAA